Molecule: messenger RNA, 6685 nt
Organism: Tribolium castaneum (red flour beetle)
Lineage: Eukaryota; Metazoa; Arthropoda; Insecta; Coleoptera; Tenebrionidae
Product: alpha-amylase-like
Exons: 6
Biological process (GO): carbohydrate metabolic process
Molecular function (GO): alpha-amylase activity; cation binding
Source: RefSeq, a predicted model, not a curated record
UCAUCUUGUCUCUUGAUAACCAAAACCACUCGUUCUCACAAGAUGUUAAGCCUUGUGUCGUGUCUGUGUUUUCUCCCCUUGAUAGCCUCCUCGUACAAAUCGCCCCAUUUCUCCCCCAACCGUUCCACCAUCGUCCACCUUUUCGAAUGGAAAUGGUCGAGCAUCGCCUCCGAAUGCGAAAACUUCCUCCAGCACAAAGCCUACGCCGGCGUUCAGGUUUCACCCCCGAACGAAAACUUAAUAAUUGACGGCCGACCUUGGUGGGAAAGAUACCAGCCUGUGAGCUACGUAUUGAUUACGAGGUCCGGUAACGCGAGUUCUUUCGCUGAUAUGGUCAAGAGAUGCAACGCAGUGGGCGUGAGAAUUUACGUUGAUGCUGUUAUUAAUCACAUGUCGGCGGGAAAUGGGGUCGGGACCGGUGGCAGCGUGGCAAAUGCCUCGCAUAAAUUUUACCCAGGAGUGCCAUACGGCCCCGAUGAUUUCAAUAAAAAUUGCGAAAUAACCAACUUUGAUAAUAACGAAAAUGCAAGAAACUGCGAACUGGUCGGUCUGAAAGACUUGAAUCAGAGCAAGAAAUACGUGAAGGGCAAAAUAAUCGAAUACUUGAAUCAUUUAAUCGACCUGGGGGUGGCGGGGUUCCGAAUCGACGCCGCACGACACAUGUGGCCCUCAGACUUGAGAGAAAUCUACUCGAAUUUGAAAAAUCUAAACACUGAGUUUGGCUUUGCCGAAAAUUUGAGACCGUUUAUUUACCAGGAGGUGCCAACAAUGGACAAGGAAUAUACAAAAUUGGGAGCUUUGGUCGAGUUCAAUUAUGGGAAAUCGUUAAGUGAUGUGUUUAGAGGCAAUGAUAAAUUAAAAUGGUUGGUCAAUUGGGGCCCAUCGUGGGGUCUAAUCGAUGGUUCAGACGCUGUUGCGUUUAUUGACAACCACGACACCCAGCGGGACAAAAAUGGGCACAUUUUGAGCCACAAAAAAGCAAAGCAGUACAAGAUGGCAGUUGCGUUUAUGUUGGCACACCCAUAUGGUACGACCCGGAUUAUUUCGAGUUAUGCCUUCAAUGAUUUCAAUUAAGGUCCCCCGGCUGAUAAGACCGGUGAUUUAAUUCCUCCAAACUUUAAUAAGGAUAACACUUGUGGCAAUGGUUACGUCUGCGAGCAUCGCUGGAGAGAAAUCUACAGCAUGGUUCAAUUCCGGAACGUCGUUGCUGGGACCGGUGUUGAAAAUUUCUGGUCGAACGAUGAUCAGCAAAUAUCGUUCUGUCGCGGAAAUAAGGGUUUUAUAGUUUUUACUAAUUGGGGCGAUGUUAAGCGGGAUUUACAGACGUGUCUACCUCCCGGGAUUUACUGUGAUGUUAUAUCAGGAAGUCUGGAGGCCGGAAAUUGCACCGGGAAAGCCGUUAGAGUAAAAAGUGACGGCAAAGGGUUUAUUCGGCUGGGGGCGCUUGAGUUUAAUGGUGUCCUGGCGAUACACGAAAAGUCAAAAUUGAAAUAAUUUAGUCAAAUGAAUUUUAAUAAAAUUGCCUGGCGCUGAAGUUCUAUACAUACCAAAUCAACACAAACGUUUGGAUUAAAUCGAAAAAUAAAUUAUUUGUCCGCUCCAAAAUUGUAAAACAGGAAUAAAUAAAAUUAUUAAUGCGCCGGCAAGGUCAAUACAGCCGACCAUAACGUGUUUACGAAAGGAAAAUAAAACACAAUUAAAUCAAUCGAUUUAUUUUUUACUGUUAACAAACACCGCAACAACUCCUUCGAAGUCCAAUUUGUUUUCCAAAUUUCCUGAAAUAAUGCCACUUUAAAUUUUUUCAGUAAAAUUUUCUCUAUUUGCGAACGCAAUAAAUCCACUACUCCCUCGUGAAAACACAAUCUGUUGUUUGUUAUUUGACCACCAAUUCCCAAUCUCAGUCCCUGAAACUGUAUUCCUGAAAUCGACCAUGUUUUUCACUUGGAGCCAACGGUGUUUACACAUAAAACCGUUCCCAAAAGAAUCAUCCAAGUAAAUAAUUGGAGAUUUGAUGUUUUUGUCCGAAUCCAGCGGAUUUCCUAAUCCGCAAUUUUUAAGCGCUUUUCUUAAAACUCUAAAUAAAGUUGUUUUGUUGAAAAUGAAAAUAAUUAUUAAAUUCCUAAACUGAUUUAUUGUUUCUUAAGUAGGUUUUAAAAAUCCUACAGAUACUUUUUCAAAUUUUUUUACCAGUACGUGUAUUUAGUUUAUUUAGUUAUUUUAUAUUUAAUGAUUUUUUGUUUCUCAGGCUUCCAGUAUUUCAGUUUUUUAGUUUCUUUAUUAUCUUUUUUUUGCCGUUUUAUAGUUUUUUAAUUAUCACUUAUAGAUCUACAGAAUUUUACUCUUACUGUUUUUUAGUGUUUUGUGUUACAGUUUUUAAGUUUUUUAGCAUUUUAGCCUUUUAGUUUAUUGGUUUUUUAUUCAAUAUCUAAUGUUUCAAUUUAUUAGUGUUUAUUUUUUCAAUUCAAUAAUGAAUAGUUUAUUCAAUUUGUUAGUUUUUCAGACGUUUAGUUCUUUACAGUUUCAGACUCAAUAAUUUUUAGUUUCACAAUUUAAAAAGUUUCAUUGUCAAUUUUUUUAUUUUUUGAAUAUUUAAAGUGUGUUUUUGUUAGAAAAACUAAGCAGAAUUAACCAUAUAAUUUCUGUGAAAAGACGCGCUCUAAAACCGGUUCACUGGUGUCUUAUUUGUCUCAGAAAUGAGUAAGUGACCAAUAAAAAUAUAAAAAUCACCGCUUACCAGUGCACAAAAAAUUGCUAUUGAUUUAAGCAUUUGAAAUUUAUAAGUUUUGUUUUUAUUUAGACAAUUUAAUAAUUUUUGAAAAGCAAAAACAAAAUUUUUCUCUUUAAAAUAUUGAUAAUGCAAACGUUCCUGAUUUUGGUAUUAGUAUUUUUCCAUACAGUGAGUUCAUUUUCUAGGUUGAGAUAAAUAAUUCUUACAGAAAAACGAAACAAACAGCCGUACAUAACGUGUUUACAAAGGAAGAAUAAAACACAGUUAAAUUAAUCGAUUUAUUUUUUACUGUUAACAAACACCGCAACAACUCCUUCGAAAUCCGACUCCAAAAUCCUAACACUGGCGACUCCUUUACCAUCAACAACCACACUCUUGCCGGUGCAAGUCUUGUUGACCAAACUCCCCGAAAUAAUGUCGCAAUAAGUGCCGGCAGCUAGCCCAGUUUGAAUUUUCUCAGUCAAAUUUCCUCCAUUUGCGAACGCAAUAAAUCCAACACUCCCUCGAGAAAACGCAAUCUGUUGUUCGUUAUUUGACCACCAAUUCCCAAUCUCAGUCCCUGAAACCGCAUUCCUGAAAUCGACCAUGUUCCUCACUUGGGGCCACCGGUGUUCACACACAAAACCGUUCCCACAAGAACCAUCCGAGUAAAUAAUCGGAGAUUUUACGUUUUCGUCCGAAUCCUGCGGAGGACCUACGUCCUUGUUGUGGAAAAAGUAACUGGAAAUGAUCCUUGGCAAGCCAUAGGGGUGUGAUAGCAUGAAAGCUAGGGCCAUUUUGUACUGUUUUAGAGUUUGGUAGUUUAAAAUUUGGCCGUUUCUUUGGUUGUUGUGACUGUCGACAAACACAACUGAGUCGUUGGUUGGGAUGAAACCCCAGUCGGGGCCCCAAUUUUGCAAAUUCGUUAAAUUGUCUUUGCCGCUGAAGACACGACUUAUCGCCGGACUAAAUCUCGACUCGAGCACAUUUCCCAAUUGUCUGUGGAAUAAUUACGAAAUAUUUCUACAAAAUUAUGUGUUUUUUUUUUACCAAAAACUGGAACGUCUUGGUAGAUAAAAGGUCUGGUUUUGGGCGGGAAAAAACUCGUGUUGAGAUCGUUAAGUUUGGAGUAAAUUUCUUCCAAUUGUUCGGUCGCGAUGUAUUUAGCUGAAUCAACCCGGAAGCCUGCAACCCCUAGCCCAAUCAACUUAUUCAAAUACGUUACAAUUCUCAGUUGGACGUUCUGUGUGGACUGAAAUGAAACUUUUAUCCUCCACGAAUCGAAACUUCCCACUCAAAUACUUGGUCUAAGUCUCUCAGAUUAUUAAGUUCGCAGUUCCUCACAACUUCGGGAUCUAAAUAAUUCGGAAUAUUACAAGUAGGAUGAAAAUCCUCCGGAGUGUAAGGCACGCCGGGAUAAAUUUUAUCGUCGCUCAUUGCUUUAUUUCCUGCCGUGCCAAUUCCGGUAAAAGCCGCCAUGUGGUUGAAGAUCACAUCUGCAUAAAUCCUGGAAUGAUUUAUUCAUCGCGUGGCGAAAUCCUGAGUUUGAUUACCUAAUUCCGACUUUGUUACAUCUGGAAAUCAUGUCAGAGAGUUGGGAUUCGGAGCCUGAGCGAGUGGUGAGGUUGUAACUCACGGGCUGGUAUCUUUCCCACCAUGGGCGGCCUUUGACAAUCACGUUUUCGGCGACUGGCGAAAUCUAGCCAUUAAAAAGAUAAAAACGAGAUAAAGUGAUCAGCAUUUUUUAUUAAUUUCUACUACCGAAAAAAUAUUUUUUUUGCAAUAACUUUUAUUACGAAAAAAGCAAACAACACAAACUCGGUUUUGUCGAAAACUUAAAAUUAUCUAUAACAGAAAAAAAUUAAAAAGAAGUUAAUUAACUAUUGAACUUAAAUAUUGUUCUAAAUUUACUGUUGUAAAACUAAUUCGUUUUUGCGCAAAAAUUCAUCCCAACCUAGAAAAUAAACUCACUGUAUGGAAAUACAUACUAGUGAGAUUAAUAAAUUGUCUAUAUAAAUAAAAACAUAACAUAACUCAUAUUUCUAAUGUCCAAGUUAAUAAUUCAAAAGAUAUAAAGAACAACUGAGUUUUUGCUGAAAAACUUGCAAAAUGUUUGAGUUUGAACACAAACUAAUUGCGAGAAUCAAUCUGAGAAAACUGAGAAAACAGCGAAAUUCCGAACAGUUUAGCCGACAUUUACAAAAUAAUCAAACAGUUUUUUGCUCAGUUUUAAUCGUUUUAUGAUUGGUCAGUUUUACAGUUGGGAAUGCAAUAUCCCUCCCAUAUCCAAUGACAAACGCUUCAAUAGUCUUGCAACUUUUUGUGCACCAGAUAAACAAGUAGGAGGAGACUUUUAUAAUUUUCUUGGUCAAUUACUCAUUCCAGAGACAAAUAAGACACAGAACGAGAUUUCGCUUUAGAUGCGAAUAAAAUGAUCAAUUCUGCUUAGUUUUUGAAAUAAUUUAAUUUUUUUGACAACUACUUUUUUAAUUUUUAUAAUUAUAUUUUCAAUUACUCUUUUCUGAAACAAAUGAGACACCAGUUAACCGGUUUUAGAGACGGUGUUUCUCUCAGAACAGAAUUUUGUCUCAGAUGCGAAUAAAAUGAUAAAUUUUGCUUAGUUCUUAAAAUAAUUAUUUAUUGUGACAAGAACAUACUUUUUUAUUUAUUACACUGGUAAAUUGUUUUUUAUUUUAAACUCGAGGCUGAUAACAUACAAAAAAUUUUUAAAAUUAAGAAAUAAUUUAAUAGAAAAUUAAAUUAGGAGUCUAUAUUUUCAAAAAUAAAAGUUCAUACUUUGAUGAAAAAGAAACUAAAAACCUAAAAACACAAAAAACUAAAAAAAAUAUUGGGAUUAAAAUUCUAAAGAACUCAGCGAUUGAAGAACUGAGAAACUAUAGAACUGGAAAAGAGAAACACUAAUAAAUUAAAGCAUUAGAUUCUUAAUAAAAAACCAAAACACUAAGAGACUGAGAAAAAAAACUCAAAAACUAGAAUACAAAAAUACUAAAAAACAAUAAGACAAACAAUAAGUGACAUAAGCCGUUCUCGUCAAAACUAUAACACAAUUUGUUCUUUUGUGUUAAAAUAUAGCGUUUUCAUUAUGUUUUUUUUGUAAAUUUAUUUUAUUUUAAGCAAAAAAUCGUACAGAAUAAGCGGUUUUUUUGUAAAAGUAAAUCAUAAUUUGUUUUUUUUUGCCUGAAUAAAGCGUUUUCAGUCUUUUGGAUGUAAGCUUUUUUUUUUCUAACAAAGAAUCAAAAAAAUAUGACGUUUUGAGUAUGUUCAAAAAUAGUUUACUCGUUUCGCAGCAAGAAAUCUUAUGAAAUAAGCCGUUUUUAUUUAAACUAUUAAAUUUUUUAAUUGUUUUUUUGAACCAGAAUAAGGUGUUUUCGGAGUGCUAUCUGAAAGAUUUUUCGUUUUAAAGUAAAGAAUCUUUUGAAGUAGGCUGUUUUCAACCAGACUCUAACAUAAUUCGUUCUUUUGAGCCAGAAUUUAAUGUUUUUAUCUUGUUUGUUGAAAAAAGUUUUUAUUAUAAAAUAAAAUAUUUUCUGAUUUUUAGGCAAGAAAUUGUCUAAAAUUAACUACUUUCUUUUAAACUGGUUCAUAAACAUUCACUAUAGAAAGUAUAAUAAUAAUAAUAAUAAUAAUAAUAAUAUAAUAAUAAUAAUAAUAAUAAUAAUAAUAAUUGAGAAUUGGUGGUCGGAUGGUAACCAGCAAAUCGCCUUUGGGAGAGGAAACAAAGGAUUUGUUGCCUUCACCAUUGGGUACGACCUCAACCAGCAUUUGCAAACAGGACUGCCGGCUGGGUCGUACUGUGAUGUGAUAAGUGGUAACGCGGAAAAUGGGUCUUGUUCGGGGAAAACCAUCACGGUUGGAGGAGAUGGAUAUGCCGAUAUUUCCCUCGGAGCUAAUGAAGAUGACGGAGUGAUUGCCAUUCAUGUUAAUGCCAAAUUGUAAACAAAUAAACAGUAUUUAUUA